This is a messenger RNA of Nerophis lumbriciformis (worm pipefish), 1608 nucleotides long. The record is from RefSeq and is a predicted model, not a curated record. NCBI's taxonomy places the organism in Eukaryota, Metazoa, Chordata, Actinopteri, Syngnathiformes, Syngnathidae.
AACAGCCGUUGGGUAGAGGAAGCCAGCAAUGAUGGAGACUGGUCUAAACCAACUCCACUCAAUGAAAGACUUGAGCAUGAAUUGUUCUCCAGCAGCAACACCGGGAUUAAUUUUGAGAAAUACGAUGACAUUCCUGUUGAGGCAACUGGACAGAACUGCCCUCAUCACAUUGAAAGUUUCCAGGACAUAGACAUGGGUGAGAUUAUAAUGGGCAACAUUGCGCUCAGCCGCUACACUCGACCAACCCCUGUCCAGAAAUAUGCCAUUCCAAUUGUCAAGUCGAAGAGAGACCUCAUGGCCUGUGCACAGACAGGUUCCGGGAAGACUGCUGCAUUCCUGCUGCCAAUUCUUAGCCAAAUCUAUGCUGAGGGACCAGGAGAUGCUGUUAAUGCAGCUAAAGACAAUGGAAAAUAUGGCCGUCGUAAGCAGUACCCUAUUUCGCUCGUCCUAGCGCCUACUCGAGAACUAGCACUGCAGAUAUAUGAUGAAGCCAGAAAGUUUUCCUACCGAUCCAGAGUGCGUCCCUGUGUUGUGUAUGGUGGAGCAGACAUUGGCCAGCAGAUCCGAGAUCUGGAGAGAGGGUGCCACCUACUGGUGGCCACGCCUGGAAGACUGGUCGACAUGAUGGAGAGGGGCAAAAUUGGGCUUGAUUACUGCAAAUACCUUGUCCUGGAUGAAGCAGAUAGGAUGCUAGACAUGGGCUUUGAGCCUCAGAUACGGCGCAUCGUUGAACAAGACACAAUGCCUCCAAAAGGCACCCGGCAGACCAUGAUGUUCAGUGCAACCUUUCCCAAAGAAAUACAGAUUCUGGCCAGGGAUUUUCUGGAUGACUAUAUCUUCCUGGCAGUGGGCCGAGUGGGCUCCACCUCAGAGAACAUCACUCAAAAGGUGGUUUGGGUGGAAGAGAGCGACAAGAGGUCUUUUCUCCUAGACCUACUUAGUGCCACAGGCAAGGACUCGUUGACUCUGGUUUUUGUGGAAACCAAAAAAGGAGCCGACGCCCUGGAGGACUUCCUGUACCGAGAAGGCUACGCCUGCACCAGCAUCCACGGGGACCGCUCCCAGAGGGACCGAGAGGAGGCCCUAAACCAGUUCAGAUCUGGAAAAUGCCCCAUCCUGGUGGCCACAGCUGUUGCUGCUCGUGGCCUUGACAUCUCCAACGUGAAACACGUUAUUAACUUUGACCUGCCUAGUGACAUCGAGGAGUAUGUCCACCGUAUCGGACGCACAGGACGAGUAGGAAACCUGGGAUUGGCCACAUCGUUCUUCAACGACAAGAAUGGGAACAUCACUAAAGACUUGCUUGACAUUUUGGUUGAAGCGAAACAGGAAGUUCCUUCAUGGCUUGAGAGCUUGGCUUAUGAGCACCAGCAUAAGAGCAGCAAUCGUGGACGCUCCAAAAGGUUUGCGGGUGGUUUUGGAGCACGUGACUAUCGUCAGACGGCUGCUGGAGGGAAUGCCGGAGGCUUUGGGGGGCGCGGUGUUCGAAACCAAGCGGGACACGGAGGAGCCCGUGGCUUUGCAGGAGGUGGCUUUGGUACCUUCUACACUAGCGAUGGCUACGGCGGCAACUACUCACACUCUCAAGUUGACUGGUGGGGCAACUAG